CCAAUGAUGAUCAAUCUCAGGAAAACUGAGCCAGGCACCAGGCCCACAUAACUACCUAACUAACUUGAAAUGUCUUACAGACUCUGUCGGACGCUAAGCUCAAUUCAGGGUCUCAUUAAAUUAAAAUCUCCAAGGCUUAGUAACCACAUCGCGUGUUACGUGAUGUGCCCAAUUUCUGCUUCAUUAUGUUCUUCAACACUUUGAACUCAAUCAACCGUUCUUUACCGGUGGCUUGAUGCCAGUUGCCUAACGGACCUCGCUACCUACCGCCGUAGGUAGAGGCGUGGCAUACCACUCAUUCGCUAUCUCAUUGUCGCUCCUUUCAAUGUUGAUAAGAAUUAAUAAGAAUUAAUCUUCAGUCCCUCCUUUUAUAACUAUGCGCCACAUUUUUGCGCUUGGGCUGUCGCUCUCGACUUUGUCGCGUGUCGCAGCCCAGAAUGACCAAGGCAGCGGCGCCGUUUGGGCCACGCCCCACGAUAGUUACUCCUCUUCCGUCGGCGUUCUCGGCUGUAAAAUUAACACCAACCGCGUCGCUUAUUGGCCAGGCUCUGUCGACUGUGAUAGCAUUUGUGUCUCUUUAAGCUACGAUGGCCGCUCAGUCAAUCUACUUCGAAUAGACCAGUCCCAAGGUGCCCAUGACGUUAGUUAUGACGCCUGGAACUAUCUCUACACGGGCUAUUCAGCUACCGAUAAGCCGGUAGCCGGCGGCGCCGUCGCCAUGAACUACGCAAAUGUGGAUGCUUCGGCUUGUUCAGAUCUGAUCCACACCGACGGAAACAAAUUACCUCUUAGCGCCGCCAACAGCAUGAAUUUUCUUGCUAGCUGCCUUGCCCAGCCAAGCAGUUGGGUCGCUCAGCAUUACACUCUUUAUAAUAUCCUGGAUUCAACUUGUGCUUGGGGUCAUGAUGAUGAAUGCUCUCUUGAUUGGCCAGCUGCGAACCAGGCGACUUGCCCGAGCACUCUCGGAGAUCCGGCCACCUUGACAUCGGCUCCGGUGUACAACAUCAAGUACCCCUCUGGUCAAACCGUAGUGGCGUCUUCGGGGGAAGUUGUUGACCCUCAAAAUAACGGGUCUGAAAAUGCGGCAGCCUCGCCUAGGUUAUCAGGCCUGAUUUUGGCAGUGGCUAUUCUGAACUGGCUGAGUUGUACAAAUGUGCAUUUCUUAUAAUGCCGUGUGAUUGAUGCAGCUUGCUUCUAUAAUAGCGGACCCUGCAUGAUGAUGAACAGAUACCCUCUUGAUUUACAUGUUGUUG
Messenger RNA from Hypoxylon fragiforme, 1253 nucleotides. RefSeq lists its product as uncharacterized. The transcript has a single exon. The record is from RefSeq and is a predicted model, not a curated record. Bases 377 to 1168 code for a protein of 263 amino acids. Lineage: Eukaryota; Fungi; Ascomycota; Sordariomycetes; Xylariales; Hypoxylaceae.